AGUAGCUGCUUGGAACUUGAGGAGGGAGGAUUGUCUCUGGAGUAAGCUGUAACCCAGUAGCAUCUUGGACAGGCAGGAACCCGGGGAGAAGAGUAGGUGCUCUGGAUGGGCUGCUGAGACUGAGAAGGGUGCUGUGGCCACAGGGAAGUGGCCCAGGGAAAUGCAGUGAUAGUAGAAGCAAAGGAAUGCAGUAAGUGACUGUGAUUUGGAGGGUACCUGGUCUGGGAGCCUGGGUCCCCCCACUCACCACUGGGGAAGUGGCAGGACAAUCGACUACAGUUGCUACUGGGGAAGUUGCUGGACUAGGAGCUAAACUCCCCCGGUCAGGGGAACAUUGAUAGGGACAUGGCUGAGGGCUGUGUCACUAAGAGGAUGCUGCGGUUCUAAAUGCUGUAAGAGGGGCUGCAGGCAGACUGCAGAGAAGGAGUGAUGGUGUGCAGACUGCAGAUGUGGGUGUCAACCUUGAGCUAAUCCUGAAAGUGAACAAGAGGAGGUGCCAGGCUGAUGGUGAUUGAUGUGCCCCAUGAUGGAGGCAUUUGUGAGGACUGAAGUGUCAUUCUAAAGCCAUUUUAAAAAUCAUGACAAGCUCAAUUGGACAGAAAAAAGGGUCUUCAAGACAACGGAAGUGUGGUUUUUGUAGGUCUAAUAAAGAUAAUGAAUGUGGGCAAUUACUGAUGUCUGAAAACCAGAAGGUGGCAGCACAUCACAAAUGUAUGCUAUUUUCAUCUGCAUUGGUAUCUUCACACUCUGAUAAUGAGAGUCUUGGUGGAUUUUCUAUUGAAGAUGUUCAAAAGGAAAUAAAAAGAGGCACUAAACUGAUGUGCUCUUUAUGCCAUUGUCCAGGAGCAACCAUUGGUUGUGAUGUGAAAACGUGUCACAAGACAUAUCACUACUACUGUGCAUUGCAUGAUAAAGCUCAAAUAAGAGAGAAACCCUCACAAGGCAUUUACAUGAUUUUAUGCCGAAAACACAAGAAAACUACACGUAACUCUGAAGCAGAUUUAGAAGAAGGUGUCAAUGAACACGAAUUGGAGCCUUUACCUCCCAAAGGAAAAAAGAGGGGUCGGAAGGGAAAGCCAAGAAAAACAAAUCUCAAAGGGCAGUCAGAAGACACUAGAUCUACAUCCUCACAUGGGACAGAUGAAAUAGAAAGCAGUUCCUAUAGAGACAGGUCUCCCCACAGAAGCAGUCCCAGUGAUACAAAACCUAAAUGUGGAUUCUGUCAUGCAGGUGAAGAAGAGAAUGAAGCUAGAGGAAAGCUUCAUAUAUUUAAUGCCAAAAAGGCAGCAGCACACUAUAAGUGCAUGUUGUUCUCUUCUGGCACUGUGCAGCUAACAACAACAUCAAGGGCAGAGUUCGGUGAUUUUGAUAUUAAAACUGUACUCCAGGAGAUCAAGAGAGGGAAAAGAAUGAAAUGCACUCUUUGCAGUCAGCCUGGGGCUACUAUUGGAUGUGAAAUUAAAGCCUGUAUCAAGACUUACCAUUACCACUGUGGAGUACAAGACAAAGCUAAAUACAUUGAGAAUAUGUCACGAGGCAUUUACAAACUCUAUUGUAAAAACCAUAGUGGAAACGAUGAAAGGGAUGAAGAGGAUGAAGAAAGAGAAAGCAAAAGCCGUGGGAAAUCAGGCUCUGACCAUAGUAGCAUUCCUCAGCAGCAACUCAAUGGAAACUAGGUUCAAGGGACAGAGUUAGAGAACUGGGAAUGAAUAAGACAUCCAUAACUACUAAUUCUUUUAAAUUGUUUUCUAAGAUCAGAAAAGGGUUAGUAACUUUUUACGGCCUGAUUCUGUUAGAAAUUUCAUUGAACUGCCUGAAACGUUCAUGUGUGUGAGCCUUCAAUAAGUGGCAGAGUUUUACAUGUCAAUAUUAUGUAGUUUGUAGUCUGCAGUGUCUGGAAAAAAAUUGAAACACUAUAUAAAUGAUAUGUAAUAUGUACAGUGUCAAAAGUUAAGGCAGACAUUGAAAUGAAGUAAGCUCUAUAUUUCUGGACUGAAUAAAAAUCUAAGAUUUGGAAUGUGUAAGUUGUUUAGUGGAUUCAUGCACCAAGGGAAAGUCUUAGUAAGAUUAAUUCACAACGUGGACAGACAAGUCCAUGGUGGCAACAAGCUGGUAACUCAUGAAUUUUGCAUUUUCUUAUACAAAAUAUGGAGGAUAAAUGUGUGUGGGGGCAAAUUGCUCUGUUUUUGCUUGCAAGGCACACAGUAGAAAAAGAACUCCGUGCAUGCAGAAGCAUGCUUGAACCUUUCAGUUUGUUCCUGUUGUGAUUGUUCCUACCGCCCAGCAUUCCUUGCUGGAGAUUUACUUGAGCAGCUGUUGGUUACAAGCUGCAAGCUUCAGUACUCAUGCCAAAGGGCUGUAGUUUGUUCUUUUCCCCAAUAGUCCACCACCUCUAUAUUCCUAAUGUACCAAGUGACUCUAACUUUUGGAAGCUGCAACCCGACAUCUUUAGAUUUCGAAGAGGGUUACUACUUUAACGUCUAUGGAAUUUAGUCACCUUAUCUGACAUCCAGACCUCAAGUGCUCUGUGUUGUGUGGAGCACUUCAUCUUUUGUCCAAAAUACAGACACCGAUCCCGUGUGCUGUGAGGAGGAGGAGGAAUCAACUUUGUUUCUUUUCUUUUUUUGGGUAGAUCAGUAUUUAUUUUUGAAUCUUGUGACCACUAUAUAAAAUUAUUUACUUACCAUUCUUAAUGCUUUUAGCGUUUGAUUUUUUUUUCUUGUCAAAUCAACGAUCAUGCCAUGGCACUUCAUAUGUCUAGAGGUCGAUGUUCCAUUAGAGAAUAAUCAGGUUUAGAUUAUACCAAAUCUUCCAGCUCAGUUCCCUAACUUUUUUCAUACAGCUCUGGCAUGUCUAGUUGCUAAUAAAUAGCUGCUUCUGCUGGUUCUAUUGAAGCACAUUAGCAGAUUCAUUUAAAAUAAAAUCAAAAACUUAACCCAGUAAGUAAGUCUUUCUAAUGCUUCCAGGGCACCUCGUUGCUUGGGAAGGGUUCUGGCUCUUUCUGAAUACCCAAUAAACCACUUAGAUUUGAAGUAAAGCAGGAAGCAAGAUACUCUGACAAUUUGACUAAAAACAGUGAAGGUUCAUCUGCAGUUGAUAUUAAGAAGCAGUUCAUUUGAAACAAGUUUCUGUAGCAUUUUUUACUUGUAUUUUUAAAAGAUUUAACAUGUCAUUGUCUUUUCAUGUGUUUCCUUAAUGUCUCAAGGGACUCAACUGUUGUAUAUUAAAUUUCUAACAUUUUACCAUGUUAGAAUUCAAUCUGUUUUGGGGAAGAAUGCAGUUUUAGUAAUAUUACUGUGUACAGAAAAUAUUCAGUUACUGCUCUAAACAUGCCAUUGAUCAUUCUUAUUUUGUAUUUGUAACUUUCAAAAUUAAAGGCAUGACUUGAAUUGCAAUGACAGAUUGAGAUUGUUUAUCAAGGUGUUUGCUUUUUUUUCUAGAAUAUGAAAAUUUUUCAGCUACGCGGAAGGGUUUCAGAAUGCAAAAUGUCUGUCACACUGCCUAGAUUAGGUUCUAGGUUGCGUGCCUCAAACAUGGCCUUCCCAUGGAAUAAAGGCACUUUAUUGUUUGCAACUACUGUAUUUUUUGGUUAAGGAAGAAUGAAAGGUACAAUGGGGUAGAUUUGCCAAUAUAAUCAUUGUAUUUUUCACUGAGUUCUAAUUCACAUUGUGUCAACUGCUGGAUUUAAUAUUCAGUCUAAUUCAUUAUGGAUAAAAUCAUUUAUCUCUCCGCAUGCCACUAGCAACCAUAACAACACUUUACCUUUGAGUAGCAGAAGAGCAAGUGGCUGACUAAACCAUCAUUAAUUCAGAACUCAUGGAAACAAAAAGUCAAUACCGAAAGCGUGUUUUGGUACAAGCCUCAAAUUCAUGUUAUUUACUUCAUCUUGUCAUGUAUGCUGGGUAAAAGUGCCUUACAAUGUAAAAAUUGUAUUUAUACAUUCCCAAGUAGUAUCACUGGCUGGGGAGUAAUUCUGUUGUGGUGUUAAUAUUUAGAAAAAAUGGACCUCAACAGUGUAUUUACUGUACAUCUCCGAUGUUCUUAACUGUAGCUUUAAUAGGCAUGGAAAUGUAUGACAGGUAUACAACACUUACACUUUUUAAAGACAAAAUACUGCCAUUACUGUCUCUUUAUGUGCAUUUUAGCUUGAAAUUUUGGACGGUUUGUCUUUUUUGUAAAGCAAUGUAAUCUUUUGCAAGCAUAUAUUGAAGAUUAUUCUGCAGCAUUUACUGCCUUCCCAGAAGUUAGAAGAAACGAACGUGCUUUAUAGGUAAAAUAGACCUUGUUUAAAUUAACUAGUUAAAUUAAUAAGGUUUAUUUGUUCCUGGCAAUUUUUUUUAAAUAGGCAGCUUUUGCUUUCAUCUCACGAUCGGAAAACAAUCUUGAAUUUAAGAACUUGUCUUAUGAAACUGAUCUAACUGAAUUUAGUUAAUUUAGGCCUUUUUGGCAUUUCUUGCUCACAAGAACAGUGUGUCUCUGUUCAAGAGACUCAUGGAACCCUCCUAUAAUGGAAGAUUUUUUUCCACAAAAUAAUAUAUUAAACAGUUUCAUUAUAUCAGCAAAGGGCUUGCCUUUAAAAAGAUCCUUUCUACUGCUCUUUUCUCAGGGAGUGCUGGCCGUGCCUGUCUACCUGAGCAGUUGCAGGAUACUGGCAGCUGGGGGAGGAAGGGCUCUAGAAGGCUAUUGGCAAAAUUCCCUGAGACUCUGAUUUAUACACUUUGGAAGAGGUUCCAGGUAGUGGCACAAAGUGGCCACAGAUUUAUUUGUGAGGGAAGCCGAGCACCAAUGUAGGUGACACUGGCUGGAAAGGGGACAUGGGCACUGUGGUUGAAGGGUUCACUAAUUCAGCAGGUGUUCGUCAACAGGAGAACCUGUUCCUAGAGCCCUGGUGGGAGUUCCACUUGCCAACACCCAUAGAGGGCAGCAGUGACUAUACCACUUACACGACACAAAGAUGAAUGUCCCUUGCAUACAAGCACUUUGCUGAUUCAGGGAGGUAUAAUUACACCUCCAUGUGCCAGCUUUGCUGAAUUUGGCCCUAAAUCUCACCUUCUAGUACAGUGGUUCUCAACCUUUCCAGACUAGUGUACCCCUUUCAGAAGUCUUGAUUUGUCUUGCAUACCCAAAGUUUCAACUCCCUUAAAAACUACUUGCUUACAAAAUCAGACAGAAAAAUACAAAAGCGCUUGCUUUCUCGUUUUUACCAUAAAAUAAAUUACAUGUAAUAUAAAUAUUGUACUUACAGUAUAUAGAGCAGUAUAAACAAGUCAGUAUGACAUUUUAGUUAGUGCUUUUAUAUAGCUUACUGUAAAACUAAGCAAAUUUCUAGAUGAGUUUGAUGAACUCCCUGGAAGACCUGUGUGUAUCCCCAGGGGUACACCUACCCCCAGUUGAGAACCACUGUUCUAGUGGACAGCAGCUCUAGCAAGACCAGCAGCCAGGAAUUGCUUCUUACUGUUCCAUAUAGGAAGAAGUAACUUCUUAUACUAGACCAGAGCAGAGGAAGUGAUGAUCUCUUCCUCCCCUCACCCCCCGGAAAUGUCACACUUCUCUGAUGUGAUAAUUGCUAUACUCCAAGAAGAUCAGUAAAGUUGAACCAAUAUUCUAGUGGAAUUAACCUUCAUUAUAAGCACAGUGAAACUUAACUAUUAGAGGACUGAAAGUAUAUUUCAACAAAUCGUAACUCUCCUUCCAUUUCACUAUAAACAGGUUCCACCAUAGUAAUGAUGGAGAUUAACAGAGCACAGCUCUUGAUUUUAUAUAUACUUGCUGAAGCAGUUUCUAUGUAUGCACACUCAUUAGUCAGCAGAGACAUCUCAACCCUGAAAGGAUUCUGGAGGACUGUUGCUUAUUGAAAAGCACUCCAAUUAGACCAGCUUUAGCAUACAUUUACAUCAGAUGUCAAGACAAGGAAUGUAUAAAGAGGGUAAACCCAUUCCUAUCUAUAAUGUAUAUUUUGUUCUUGUUAUAUUGGCUUUACUUCCAAAGUUGUAGUUUGCAGUAUUAGUUUCUUUUAUUGGUAUCAUUGCCUAUAUAUUCAAUAAAUGAGUUAUGAAUUUCG
Molecule: messenger RNA, 6061 nt
Organism: Chelonia mydas (Green sea turtle)
Lineage: Eukaryota; Metazoa; Chordata; Testudines; Cheloniidae
Gene: PHF6
Product: PHD finger protein 6
Exons: 11
Coding region: 579-1676 (365 amino acids)
Cellular component (GO): nucleus
Source: RefSeq, a predicted model, not a curated record